This is a messenger RNA of Capronia coronata CBS 617.96, 1416 nucleotides long. RefSeq lists its product as uncharacterized. The transcript is spliced from 2 exons. The record is from RefSeq and is a predicted model, not a curated record. Gene Ontology annotation, molecular function: hydrolase activity, acting on ester bonds. Gene Ontology annotation, biological process: phospholipid catabolic process. Lineage: Eukaryota; Fungi; Ascomycota; Eurotiomycetes; Chaetothyriales; Herpotrichiellaceae. The coding region runs from base 1 to 1416 and encodes 471 amino acids.
AUGGCGCGCUUUGUUUCCUUGACCACCGCCCUGGCUCUCGUUUCCUCCGCUGUCGGGCGACCUCUCGAGGCCGGACAGUCAGUAUGGGGCGACCUGAGCUCCAAGAUCACGCAUGUGGUAUACCUUAUGAUGGAGAACCACUCCUUCGACAAUAUUGCCGGGUACUGGGACUUCCAUCCAGACAUCAACAACCUGCGCAACAUCGAGUUCUGCAACGAGUUCACCAACCCCAACUGGACCGUCUACGGCGAGCCCCUGAUGAUCUGUGCCUCGCCAUAUGAAGCCGAAGUGCCUCUCAAAGAUCCUGACCACAACUUUGCCGGCACCAGCUACGAGAUCUACCGCAAAUGGGAGCCGACCGCAGACGAUGUGCCUGACAUGUCGGGCUUCAUUGAGCGACAGUCUGACAAGUACAAUGCCACUCCGGGAGACAGUGCGUUCGUGAUCAAGGCAUACGAUCCAGCCAAGUCCAACACUCUCGCCACAUUGGCGCAGAACUAUGCGUUCUGGGACUCGUACUAUGCCGAACAUCCUGGCCCUACCAACCCUAACAGAAUGUUCGCGACCUCCGGCUCGACGUGCGGAUAUGUCGAUAACCACGACAGCCAAGCCACUGGCUGGUUCGCCAAUGUGACAGGAACGACGUGCGCGACUUCGAUCUUCGAGGCUCUCAGCAACAAGAACAUCAGCUGGAAGAACUACUACGAGAGCGACAUAUUGGAUUCGUAUAUCUACAAAUGGGUGCAGGACAACGCCAUGGACCGCCUGGUGCACGCAGAUCAGUUCUACGAAGACCUCAAGAACAACAACCUGCCUCAAUUCUCCUACAUCAACCCGGAAUGCUGUACCGUCGACUCGAUGCAUCCGACCAGCAACAUGGCCGCCGGCGAACUCAUGAUCAAGCAUCUAUACGAUGCACUCCGGAACUCCUCCUACUGGGACAAUGUUCUCCUCAUCAUCAACUUCGACGAACAUGGCGGUUUCGCCGACCACGUACCUCCCCCCACCGGCAUCCCACCACCCGAGGAUGGCAUCACCUUCUCCGGCGAGUCCGACGGUCUCAACGUCACAUACGACUUCACUCGUUUAGGUGUGCGUGUCCCGGCGAUCGCCAUCUCGCCCUGGAUCCCGCCCAACACGCUCAUCCACGACGAGGGGACCAAGUAUGCCUCCAAUUCCGAGUACACGCAUACCUCGUUCCUACAUUUCCUGCAGGAGCUCUGGGGCCUCGAGGGCUUCAACAACCGUGUCCAAUGGGCCAAGACUUUCGAGCAUAUCUUCUCCGAUACGCCGCAGGAAGGAGGCGGUUUGGCGAGUCUCCCCGCGCCCGUCUGGCACAGUACGGCGGGCCAACCGGAGCCGGAUGCUUUCCCGCUUCUGAAUCAGGACUAUAGCUAUUAUGCGAGUCUCGAUUAA